UAGUAUCUUUCUGGGCAUUUAUAUUUCUUUAACUCACCAAGCCGUCAACUAUCCAAACGCCAAUACACAGUUACAUAUUAAUCAUGGCGGACAAAUUGCGUACCCAGCAAGAACUUGAACGACUUCAGGCGAAGUACAUCGGCACCGGCCACCCAGACACAACUUCGUGGGAAUGGAGGACAAAUGUUGCGCGUGACACCUACUCCAGCUUCGUCGGCCAUCCUCCCCAACUGGCCUACAUCUCGCUCGCACAGAAUGAGCCUGCCGCAAAAGUCCGAGCCCAGCUUCUACGAAAGAUGAUACAACCAUGUGGUGCACCUCCCCCACGCGAAGGCGAAGAGCCCGUACAAAGGCCUACCUGAUCAGGAAACCUCAAAUCGGUCAAUUGUUGAGUGGCAGGGAUAUUUGGUAUGCUUGACAGAUUGAAGAAUUAGAGACGACCAGAUUUGCUCUUUUCAUAUCCAUUUAGACAAUACAGUGUAGAAUUGUUGAAGCAUGGC
This is a messenger RNA of Annulohypoxylon maeteangense, 500 nucleotides long. RefSeq names its product splicing factor 3B, subunit 5. The record is from RefSeq and is a predicted model, not a curated record. The coding region runs from base 84 to 362 and encodes 92 amino acids. Lineage: Eukaryota; Fungi; Ascomycota; Sordariomycetes; Xylariales; Hypoxylaceae. The transcript is spliced from 2 exons. Gene Ontology annotation, cellular component: precatalytic spliceosome; U2 snRNP. Gene Ontology annotation, biological process: mRNA splicing, via spliceosome.